Molecule: messenger RNA, 3450 nt
Organism: Malassezia japonica
Lineage: Eukaryota; Fungi; Basidiomycota; Malasseziomycetes; Malasseziales; Malasseziaceae
Gene: rpc2
Product: DNA-directed RNA polymerase
Exons: 2
Coding region: 1-3450 (1149 amino acids)
Biological process (GO): DNA-templated transcription
Cellular component (GO): RNA polymerase III complex
Molecular function (GO): DNA binding; ribonucleoside binding
Source: RefSeq, a predicted model, not a curated record
AUGCACGGCGGGCGCAGUGCGGCGCACCCCCAAGCCAGCGGCAUGGACGCGGUGAUUGCCGAGGCGGAGCGCGCAGGCAAGCGUCUGGGCGACCCCGUGAAGACGAUCGAGGACAAGUGGAUGCUCUUGCCCGCGUUUCUCCAGGUCAAGGGGCUCGUGAAGCAGCACAUUGACUCGUUCAACUACUUUGUGGACGUCGACCUGCGCAACAUUAUCCGCGCGAACGAGCGUGUGACGUCCGACAUCGACCCCAAGUUUUAUCUAAAGUAUACCGACAUCUCGGUCGGCCGCCCGGAGCGUGCCGAUCCCGACGCAAUCGACCGCAGCAUCACGCCGCACGAGUGCCGCCUACGCGACAUUACGUACAGCGCGUUCAUCUACGUGGACAUUGAGUACACGCGCGGCGGCAAGAUUGUGCGCCGCAAGAAUGUGCCGAUCGGCCGCCUGCCGAUCAUGCUGCGCAGCAACAAGUGCUGGCUCGCGGGCCAGGACGACGCGGCGCUGGCGCGCAUGAACGAGUGCCCGCUCGACCCGGGCGGCUACUUUGUGGUAAAGGGCACGGAAAAGGUGAUUCUCGUGCAGGAGCAGCUGUCCAAGAACCGCAUCAUUGUCGAGGCGGAUGCGCGGAAAGGGCUCGUGCAGGCGUCGGUCACCUCGUCGACGCACGAGCGCAAGUCCAAGUCGUACGUCUUGACCAAGCACGGGUUGAUCUAUGUCAAACACAACUCGCUGCACGAAGACAUCCCGAUCGUGAUCGUCUUUCGCGCCCUCGGCAUCCAAUCCGACCGCGAAAUCCUCCAGCUGACCGCCGGCCAGGACGAGCAGUACGCGGAACUCUUUGCAGUGAACCUGGAAAAGGCCGCCAAGCUCGAGGUCUUUACGCGAAAACAGGCGCUCGACUAUAUCGGCGCCCGCGUCAAGAUCAUGCGCCGCGGCGUCGGCCUGCGCCGCUCGCCGGCCGACGAGGCGGUUGAGGUGCUCGCGACGGUCAUUAUGGCGCACGUUCCAGUGGAAAACUUCGACUUCCGCAACAAGGCGAUCUACAUUGCGGCAAUGGUGCGCCGCGUGCUGGUUUGCAUGGUCGACGAAAGCAAGGUCGACGACCGCGACUAUGUCGGCAACAAGCGCCUCGAGCUUGCCGGGCAGCUCCUCUCGCUCCUCUUUGAGGACCUGUUCAAAAAGUUCAACCACGAUUUAAAGACCAACAUCGACAAGGUGCUCAAGAAGCCGAACCGCACCGCCGAGUUUGACGCGUACAACCAGUUCUUUUACCACGGCGACUACAUCACCGCGGGCUUUGUGCGUGCGAUCUCGACCGGCAACUGGAGCCUGAAGCGUUUCAAGAUGGAGCGCGCGGGCGUGACGCACGUCCUUUCGCGCCUGAGCUACAUCAGUGCUCUCGGCAUGAUGACGCGCAUUAGCAGCCAGUUUGAAAAGACGCGCAAGGUCUCGGGGCCUCGUGCGCUGCAGUCGAGCCAGUGGGGCGUGCUCUGCCCGUCCGACACGCCCGAAGGCGAGGCGUGCGGUCUUGUCAAGAACCUGGCGCUGAUGACGCACAUCACGACCGACGUCGACGAGGCGCCGAUCGUCAAGAUGUGCUACACGCUCGGCCUCGAGGACAUCAACCUCCUCACGGGCGCGGAGCUGUAUCAGCCCAACAUGUUUGUCGUGUACAUCAACGGCAACGUGCUCGGCGUGACGCGCUUCCCCCAGCGCUUUGUCGCCCAAUUCCGCCGCCUGCGUCGCGCCGGGCACAUUUCCGCGUUUGUCGGCAUCUACACCAACGCGCACCACCAGACAGUGCACAUUGCCUCGGACGGCGGCCGCAUCUGCCGCCCGAUGAUCAUUGUGGACCGCGGCCAGCCCCGCGUGAACAGCGCGCACAUCAAGGCGCUGCAGGAGAAGCGCAUGUCGUUUGACGACUUCCUCACCGCCGGUCUCGUCGAGUACCUGGAUGUGAACGAGGAGAACGACAGCAACAUUGCGCUCUUUGAGCACAACAUCAGCAGCACCACGACCCACCUCGAGAUUGAGUGCUUUACGAUCCUCGGCGCGGUCGCGGGUCUGAUUCCCUAUCCCCACCACAACCAGUCGCCGCGCAACACGUACCAGUGUGCGAUGGGCAAGCAAGCCAUCGGCGCGAUUGCGUACAACCAACUCAACCGUAUCGACACGCUGCUCUACCUCAUGGUCUAUCCCCAGCAACCAAUGGUCAAGACCAAGACGAUCGAGCUGAUUGGGUACGACAAGCUUCCGGCCGGCCAGAACGCCAUGGUGGCGGUCAUGAGCUACUCUGGCUACGAUAUCGAGGACGCGCUCGUGCUCAACAAGGCGUCGCUCGACCGCGGCUUUGGGCGCUGCCAGGUGAUGCGCAAGCAGUCGACGGUCCUGCGCAAGUACGCCAACGGCACCUUUGAUCGCCUUGCGGAUGCGCCAGUGACCGACAGCGGCGAGCGCAUGCGCCGCUUCGAGUGCCUCGAGGCGGACGGCAUUGCGGGCGCGGGCGAACGCCUCGAGCCCGGCGACGUGUUUGUCAACAAGCAGAUGCCGACGAAUGCGAAUGACAACAGCGCCGGCACGAUGCUCAACACGGCCGUGUCGUACAAGAGUGCGCCGCUCUCGUACAAGGCCCCGGUCGAGGGCUACGUCGACCAGGUGCUCAUUUCCGACACCGACUCGGACCAAACGCUGGUCAAGGCGCUGAUUCGGCAGACGCGCCGCCCGGAGCUCGGCGACAAGUUCUCCUCGCGCCACGGCCAAAAAGGUGUGUGUGGUUUGAUUGUGCCGCAGGCCGACAUGCCCUUCACCGACCAAGGCAUCUGCCCGGACAUUAUCAUGAACCCGCACGGCUUCCCGUCGCGUAUGACGGUCGGCAAGAUGAUCGAGCUGCUUGCCGGCAAGGCCGGUGUCAUUGACGGCUCGUUGCAGUACGGCACGGCCUUUGGCGGGUCCAAGGUCGAGGACAUGUCGCGCAUCCUCGUCGAAAACGGCUACAACUAUGCCGGCAAAGAGUUCCUCACGAGCGGCAUGACCGGCGAGCCGAUGGAGGCGUACGUGUACUUUGGCCCGAUCUACUACCAGAAGCUGAAGCACAUGGUCAUGGACAAGAUGCACGCCCGUGCGCGUGGACCGCGCGCCGUCCUCACCCGUCAGCCGACCGAGGGCCGCUCGCGCGAUGGUGGCCUGCGCCUCGGCGAGAUGGAGCGCGACUGUCUGAUUGGCUACGGCGCCACGCAGCUCCUCCUCGAGCGCCUCAUGGUCAGCUCAGACGCGUUUGUGGUGAAUGUGUGCGAGGAGUGCGGUCUCCUUGGCUACAACGGCUACUGUGGCUACUGCAAGAGCUCCAAGAACGUCGUCAAGCUCACUGUCCCAUACGCAACCAAGCUCUUGUUCCAAGAGCUGAUGGCCAUGCAGGUCGUCCCCCGUCUCGUGCUCGAAGACGCCGUAUAG